Archocentrus centrarchus (flier cichlid) is the source of this 1213-nucleotide messenger RNA. RefSeq lists its product as uncharacterized. The transcript has 5 exons. The record is from RefSeq and is a predicted model, not a curated record. Lineage: Eukaryota; Metazoa; Chordata; Actinopteri; Cichliformes; Cichlidae. Bases 53 to 1213 code for a protein of 386 amino acids.
CCUCUACGAUGUGGAGAAGAUCAAAGCGUGAGUCCUGACUUGGAUACGUGAGAUGAGGAACUCGGGCAAGAAAAUCACGACCGUCAGGUACUACCUCCACAACAUUGCCCAGUUCCUAGAAUAUCUCCUGAACGUGAGGCCGAAACACAUGAAGCUGACCCUGGAGCAAAACCGGGAGAUCCUGCAGCUGGUGGAGAAGGCCAGGAAGGAGACGAGCCGCGACAUUGUUGUCCACCAGAACCGUGUCAAGCGGAAAAAGAUGGACCAGAUACCCGACGCCGAGACCAUCCGCACCUGCCUGCGCGUGGCUCCGGCCGCCAUCUCCGACCUGCUCGAUAAGCUGGAGGCUGACUCCAGGCAAACAACCACCCGCUACCUCCUGUAUGGGUACCUGACCGCGUACUGGGCCUGCAUGAGCGGCCACAAGCCCAGCGUCUUCAUUAAUAUGAAGGAGGACGAGGUCGUCGCCUCGGAGAAAAAACUGACAGACCAGGGAGUCCUCAUUAGGGUGGCUGACCACAAGACCACCGUCAGGUUCGGGGAGGCCAACCUGGCUGUGACUCGUGCUGAAUUUGACUGGAUCAGGCGUCUUCUGGCUAUAAAGCGUACCGUGAGGUCCAGAAAUCGCUACGUCCUGUUCACUCUGGGCAAGCAUCCCUUCAAAAACGUGAACAGGUACCUCCAGAUGGCGUGGGACAAAAUGGGCCUAAAGGGGGAAAUUAACUUCACCCUCAUCAGGACGGCCCUGGCAGACGGAGCAAAGUCGCUGCUGCCCGAGGAGCAGAGACGGAAAGUGUCCUUCUCAAUGUGCCACGACACCAGGACGACUGACCGGUUCUACACCAGGAACCCCAACCUGUCAGACGCCAUGGAGGUACGAAAGACCAUGGAGAGGAUGCUUUCCGGUCUAGACCUCAUGCCCACGCCAAGUCGCGCCGUAGCGCUCGACCCAAAACGGCUGACGCCGUCCGAGCCAGAGGACGCACCUGGCCCGUCGGACACCGCCCUUCCCGGCCCAAGCGGAACCGCGCAGGCUAAAAGGGGUGGGAAAAAGACCGCAAAAAGACAGAGGGAGACCACCGCUUCGUCCAACUCCAACUCCCGUCUUAAGCGGACUCCCAGUCCGCUUAAGACGGCAAAUCUGAGGGUCCAGAGGACCAGAGAGGCCAGCCAGAAGGUCAAACGUGUGCUUAGGAAACACACUGGCUUGUAG